AUGCCCCUAGCCCACCAGGCCCAGCAGCAGGCCUCCUACCAGCAAUACGCCUCCGGGCCACUUAUCCCGCCUCGCAAUGGCCCGACCCUCCAGAGCGUGGCCGGACGGCCUGUCUCCACCGCCAUGUACAACCAUCCGAACCUGUCGUCAAGCUCCGCCGCCGCCACGCCCAGCCCCAGCACCUACCGAUAUAACGACGAUGUCACAACAGACAUAAGACGGACGAGCAGCUCGAGGGUCGCGCCGGAUAGGAUGCCCUCGCGCGAACCGAGCCGGAGCAGCAGAGGGUACCCCCCGCCAGGUCAGAUGGCAGUGGGCAACGGCCCGUUUCCUCCGCGAAGAAGCUCGCGACGCAUGCCCAUGGACGGUGCCCACAGCUCGAGCGCCCCCGUCCCCGUCGGCCAUCUGUCCAGCUCACCGUACAACAUCGAGGGUGGUCCAUUACAGAGCAGCGAGGAAUGGAAAGAGAAAGGAGCCGCGACGGGCAUGAGGCAGGAAGUCGACCAAAACGGCAGACCCGUUACACGAGUCGUGAAAAAGGGCGUCAAGGAUUUCAACUUCGGGAGAACGCUUGGUGAAGGGUCUUACAGUACCGUCCUAGCUGCUACAGACCGGCAGACAUUGCGAGAGUACGCCAUCAAAGUGCUCGAUAAGCGUCACAUCAUCAAGGAGAAGAAGGUUAAAUACGUGAACAUCGAAAAGGACACGUUGAAUCGAUUGACGGAGCAUCCGGGCAUUGUGCGACUCUACUACACCUUCCAGGACGAGCGAUCGCUUUAUUUCGUUCUGGACUUGGCCGCUGGGGGAGAGUUGCUGGGAUUCCUCAAAAAGAUGACCACAUUCGACAUCGAAUGCACAAGAUUCUACGGCGCGCAGAUACUCGACGCGAUUGACUACAUGCACUCGCGGGGCGUCAUUCAUCGCGACCUGAAACCCGAGAAUGUCCUGCUCGACGACCAAAUGCACGUUAAGAUUACCGAUUUUGGAACCGCCAAGAUACUGGAUCAGAAGAAGUCGAACGGUGUAGGCUCCACCGCUGGAGAUCCCCUGGAAGGAAUGGACUCGGACCGGGCACAGUCUUUCGUCGGAACCGCUGAAUACGUCUCGCCAGAGCUGCUCACCGAUAAGAACGCUUGCAAAGCCAGCGACUUGUGGGCGUUUGGCUGCAUCAUUUACCAGCUGCUCGCCGGCCGGCCUCCAUUCAAGGCUGCUAAUGAGUAUCAGACUUUCCAGAAAAUCGUGGGGCUGGAGUACACCUUUCCGGAUGGCUUCCCUCCCCUUGCGAAAGAUUUGGUGGAGAGGCUACUGGUACUGGAUCCCUUGACACGCCUUCCAAUCGAGCAUAUCAAGAGCCACCCAUUCUUUGAGGGUGUUACAUGGGGCAAAGGACUGUGGAAACAGAAGGCUCCGCGUCUGAAGUCCUACAUUUCACCACCCAAAGAAGCCAUAAGACUAAACGGUAAUUACGCCCCCCAUACUUCCAAAGAGGUCCUUUUCGGUAACACAGCGCCAGCCCCGACAACUCCUGCCGCUCCAACGGCAAAUCCCCCACGGCUGCCAAUGCCCCGUCUUAUUACUGAAUUGCCGCCUCCGAGUCAACUGGAUAUCGAAUGGUCUCCGGUCUUGACAAAAAGAGACGAGCGCAUACUGAAGCUCGGCAACAUGUUCGUCACACAGCAUCCUGCAGGUCAUCCUGUAGGUGGGAAAGAUGAUGGUUCUGCUGAAACCCCAAAGAAGUUCUCGCGUUUCUUCAGUAGCAGCACGGUGAAGAAGCGGCAGCGGCUCGUGAUGAUUACCUCAAACGCCCGGGUUCUCAUGUGUGCCGCUGGUACGAAUGACAAGAAAUUGAAAGAGGAGGUGUCUUUGCUGUCGCCUGGGUGCACGUGGAGAGGCUUCCAGGAUUCGAAAGGCCUGACCGCCUGGCUGGUUGAAACACGAGACAAGCAAUUCGUUUUCGAAGACCCCAAAAGCACAACAAGCGAUCCCAACGGCAGCAAAUAUUACACGCAAGAAUGGCUCGACAGCAUCGAACAAGCCAGAGACUACGCGAUAUCGCAAAACAUGACGAACUCAUAUUCCGGGGAUUCCACGCUGAACGACCUCAACUCCAGUCUCUCGAGCCCCACUAGUACGUUAGGUGGUGAUUCCGCCCUCGACGGCGUCAACAUACCUACUGCACGGCAUCUUCGCAAAGAGCACGGAGAUGCUGAUUCGCUAAAAGGCAGGAAGCGAUUCAGCAAACGCCACUCAAAGAAUGGGCUCGCAAACUUCUAA
Molecule: messenger RNA, 2274 nt
Organism: Trematosphaeria pertusa
Lineage: Eukaryota; Fungi; Ascomycota; Dothideomycetes; Pleosporales; Trematosphaeriaceae
Product: serine/threonine protein kinase-like protein
Exons: 2
Coding region: 1-2274 (757 amino acids)
Biological process (GO): intracellular signal transduction; peptidyl-serine phosphorylation
Molecular function (GO): protein serine/threonine kinase activity; ATP binding
Source: RefSeq, a predicted model, not a curated record